AAGAGAAGAAGAAGCUUCACAAUCGCAACAAUGGCGGAGAAGAAGCCAUUUCUCAAACUUCUUCCUCUUGUUCUUCUUCUGCUUCACUUCCCUUUCUCAUUCUCUACCAUACCUCUCGGCUCUGUUAUUUUCGCCUCCGGUUCCAACCAGAAUUGGCCAUCUCCAAAUUCCACUUUCUCCGUCUCUUUUGUACCAGCUUCUUCACCUAAUUCAUUCCUCGCCGCCGUUUCUUUCGCCGGAAACGUUCCGAUAUGGUCAGCGGGAACCGUUGACUCUCAAGGAUCUCUUCGACUUCUCAAAUCCGGCUCUCUCCGUCUUACCAACGGCUCCGGAACCACAGUCUGGGAUUCUAAAACUGAUCGUCUCGGUGUUACUUCCGGUUCGAUUGAAGAUUCCGGUGAAUUUAUUCUCCGCAACAACCGAAGCAUUCCGGUUUGGUCUUCCUUCGAUAAUCCGACGGAUACAAUCGUCCAAUCGCAGAAUUUCACCGUCGGUAAGAUUCUCCGAUCUGGUCUUUACUCGUUUCAGUUAGAGAGAAGUGGGAAUCUUACUCUUAGGUGGAACACUAGCACUAUUUACUGGAAUCUUGGUCUCAAUUCUUCGAUUAGCUCGAAUCUAACGUCUCCUAGCUUAGGUUUAGUAUUACGGACUAAUGGAGUUGUGUCGAUCUUUGAUUCGAAUCUUCGUGGCGGAGUUGACACCGUUUACAGUGGCGAUUACGGUGAUAGCGAUACUUUUAGGUUUUUGAAGUUAGAUGAUGAUGGAAAUUUGAGAAUUUACAGUUCUGCGAGUAGAAACAGUGGACCUGUGAAUGAUCAUUGGUCUGCUGUUGAUCAGUGCCUUGUUUAUGGAUAUUGUGGGAACUUUGGGAUUUGUAGUUACAACGAUACUAAUCCGAUUUGCUCGUGUCCGUCUGGUAACUUUGAUUUUGUUGAUGUGAAUGAUAGAAGAAAGGGAUGCAGAAGAAAAGUGGAGCUAAGUGAUUGCUCUGGUAACACAACUAUGCUUGAUUUGCCUCACACAAGGUUAUUUACAUACGAAAACGAUCCAAACUCAGAAAUUUUCUUUGCGGGUAGUUCGCCUUGUAGAGCUAAUUGUCUUAGUAGCGUUACUUGUCUUGCUUCUGUCUCUAUGUCUGAUGGGUCAGGCAAUUGUUGGCAAAAACAACCUGGUUCCUUCUUUACCGGGUAUCAGAGGCCAUCGGUUCCGAGUACUUCUUAUGUUAAAGUGUGUGCUCCAGUGGUUUCUAACCCACCUUUGAUUGCAACAAAAGUUGACAGUAACAACUCGAAAGUGCAUUUGUGGAUUGUCGCAGUUGCUGUAAUGGCUGGGCUUCUUGGUUUGGUUGCAGUAGAGGUAGGUCUCUGGUGGUGUUGCUGUAGAAAGAAUCCUCGGUUUGGAACUUUAUCGUCUCACUACACUUUGCUUGAGUACGCUUCUGGUGCACCUGUGCAGUUUACCUAUAAGGAGCUGCAGCGUUGCACCAAAAGGAAGUUCUUGACUUGGGAGUAUCGGUUUAGCAUUGCGCUUGGGACGGCAAAGGGAAUAACUUACCUCCACGAGGAGUGCCGCGACUGCAUUGUACACUGCGACAUUAAACCCGAGAACAUUCUCGUGGAUGACAAUUACGCUGCCAAAGUCUCGGACUUUGGACUCGCCAAACUCUUGAACCCAAAAGACAACAGAUACAACAUGAGCAGCGUUAGAGGAACAAGAGGCUAUUUAGCGCCUGAGUGGCUCGCAAAUCUUCCCAUAACCUCAAAAUCGGAUGUCUAUAGCUAUGGAAUGGUUCUACUAGAGCUAGUCAGUGGAAAAAGGAACUUUGAUGUCUCGGAAAAAACGAACCACAAGAAAUUCUCGAUCUGGGCAUUCGAGGAGUUUGAAAAGGGCAACACCGAGGCAAUCCUAGACACACGUUUAGGCGAAGAUCAAACUGUUGAUAUGGAACAAGUGAGGAGAAUGGUUAAGACAAGCUUCUGGUGCAUACAAGAGCAGCCAUUGCAGAGGCCCACAAUGGGGAAAGUGGUUCAAAUGCUAGAAGGAAUCACAGAGAUAAAGAAGCCGCCAUGUCCAAAGACCAUAAGCGAAGUAUCGUUUUCAGGGAACAGUAUGAGCACAAGCCAUGCAUCUAUGUUGGUUGCUUCAGGUCCGACUCGAUCAUCCUCUUCGUCUGCUACACGGUCUUUUCAGACAAUGGGGAUCACAUCGUCUGGACCGGCUUCCACAAGGAUCAGUGAAGGCUCUAUGCUUGGAUCAUAAAAAUUGUUGUAUUGUGAUUUUUUUUUUUUUUCGGUCAGUUGUAUUGUGAUUAGUAAUGUCUAGGUUUGUUUUAAUUUACUUAUUGCAUACGUUAUAAUUGUAUAGGAACACUGCAAAGGGAAUAAGUAUUUAUCUUUUUU
Molecule: messenger RNA, 2399 nt
Organism: Arabidopsis arenosa
Lineage: Eukaryota; Viridiplantae; Streptophyta; Magnoliopsida; Brassicales; Brassicaceae
Source: the annotation of a GenBank genome assembly